CAUCUUCCGUCGUGGAGCGCAGAUUUUUACACUGUCCUUGCUCAUUCCAUUCUGUCGAGUUCUCCUGCCAGAACAUUCUUCGAUUUGCUCGCCGCUCGGUGCUUUUCAUCUUUUUUUUUUGUUUUCCGUAAAGAUUUCUUCGGCGAUUUCACACAUUGAUUAUUGUUGCCGCUGCUGUGUGCUAUCCAUCUCGAACCGAUUGAACGGACUGACCAUCGGUGGUUGUUCUCGAGGCGUGGACACACACAGACACAGUGCGAAGAGCACAAAAUCAGACAAAAAAACUCAAGUGCAACAAAAGACAUGAAGGAAAGAAGGUAGUCGCAGCAGCAGUUGAUUUUGGUGACCGGUUCCCGGUGGUCAGUUCCGAGGCUGACCGGCGAAAGAGCGCCAUUAGAAGCUUUAAACCAAGCACAAGUGAAGUGCUGCUGUGAAUGGGUUUGCUGUGAAAAAUGUGAAUCGCUGCAUUGCACGAGUCCUAGCGAUAAGUCGCAAGUUCAAAGAACGGAUGUUUGAUCGGCGAGGAAUUUGCUGAGUGGACAGAAAACGCCAAACUGGUGUCGACACUACCAGAUUCGAACGCAAUCGUUCCUAUGACAUUUUUGUCUCUGGUAUGCGUUCCGAAAGGACAUGGCAACACUUUUGGGGCCACUAACAACGACGACAACGACCAACGGCAGCAGCAGCAGUAGUUCUUCUCCGAAGUGGGAAAAACUGUCCCAAUCAAUACGGGACACGAACAAUCUCCCUGGCGGCGUUGGCGGCAGAGGCAGAAGCAACAAAAGUAGUAGUGCAAGUGGAACCAAACUCCUAGUUGUCCUGCAACCAGCAUCAUCAAUUCCGUACGACAUUGCAGCUGACCGACGACCAGCUUGGCUGCGGCGUGGUGGUCAGAUCCAUAACUCUUGUCACAGAGAUACAAAAGCGUCCACCCUCUGCUUCCUGCAGCACCUUUCUCUAAGAGGGGGCGCCUUCCAGCAGUGUUAAAAAUUUGGCUGAAUACCAAAAAACAUUAAUAGCUCCAAGCUACCACCCUCUAUCUGAGGGACGACACUAACGUGUGUGUCCUUUUUAGGUUAGAAAUAUAUAUUCAUUUUUUGUUAUCGUGUGGGAUCUGAUUCCUCGAUUUCGGAACCUAGAGUAAACAAACACACGUACAACGCGAGAAAACCAUUGCAGUCCGGAACAUUACCAAACGAAAAGGGACUUCCAACCUGUGUCCUCUCGAGCAAAUUCACGCUCCACUCCCGGAGCAGCUGCGGUGAAAUAUCAUAAAAACCUACCAUAUAUGAAGAGUGCAAGGAAUCACAACCAGACUAGGUUCUGUAGCGGCAAAUAUCAUUUGGAUUGGAAUCAAAAUUCAAUCUAGGGCAUCUCUAAGUACAGUGUUGUGCCCCUCCACUCUCAGUUAUAGCUAAAAAGCCAGAUCGGAGACGGUGAACAAAAAAAGGAAGAAAAUUACCGAGUGAUACUAGAUCUAAUACUCUUUGGAACUGCAAAACUGUUUUGUGUUACCUAGUUUGUCUCUGUUGGGACAACGUGGAUAUCGCGGGAACAUUCGAUUGGCUUGUAAGGGAGUGUGAAAAAAAGCCUAACAACGAUGACUGCGACACAGCCGAAUCGAGAAUUCGUCGAUGGAUGGACACUGGCACAGACCCUCGGAGAAGGUGCCUAUGGCGAAGUGAAACUGCUCAUCAACCGCCAGUCGGGUGAGGCCGUAGCAAUGAAGAUGGUCGACCUGAAGAAGCACCCGGACGCGGAAAGCUCGGUCAAAAAGGAGGUCUGCAUCCAGAAAAUCCUGCAGCAUCCCAACAUUUUGAAAUUUUUCGGCAAACGCACCCAGGGCGACAUCGAGUACAUCUUUCUGGAAUACGCCUCCGGCGGGGAGCUGUUCGAUCGAAUCGAACCGGACGUCGGAAUGCCGAUCCCGGAAGCCCAGCGGUACUUCAACCAGCUGAUGGCCGGUGUGGAGUAUCUGCACACUCGGGGCGUAGCCCACCGGGACCUGAAGCCGGAAAAUUUGCUUCUGGACGAGCAUGACAAUGUGAAAAUCUCCGACUUUGGCAUGGCGACCAUGUUUAGAAUGAAGGGCCGCGAGCGUUUGCUGGACAAAAAAUGCGGAACCCUACCGUACGUGGCGCCGGAAGUGCUAGUCAAACCAUACCACGCAACACCCGCCGAUCUGUGGUCUUGUGGAAUCAUUCUAGUCACAAUGCUGGCAGGAGAACUGCCCUGGGAUCAACCGUCGACGUCCUGUGCCGAGUACCUCUGCUGGAAAGAGAACAAGUACACCACCGCGACUCCCUGGUGCAAGCUGGACACCCUGACGUUGUCGCUGCUGCGGAAGAUUCUGGUCCCGAGCGCGUCCCAGCGGCUCACCCUGGACAAAAUCCAGGAGCACAAGUGGUGCCGUUUGCAGUUCAAUGGAAAUCAGGGUGGCAUUUCGGACUCCAGCGGCAAUGGACGGGACGCGGUGGAUGGAAUGAUAUCUCCGCGGGCCAAACGUCUCUGCUCGAACCAGGACCUAUCGACGCCGCUGGAUGAUUCCACAUCGCGGCUUUGCCAAUCACAGCCGGUGCCUACAAUCACCCAUAUGGAGGUGCACGGUAUGGAGGAGGCAAUCGAAGCGCGUAACGGCUUUUGCUUCUCUCAGCCGACGAUGCUCGAUGAUUUGAUUCUGUGUACCCAGUUGAAUCCGACCCAAUCGGUGGGGGCCACCCAGUCAAAUCCGUUCCAGCGGCUAGUUAGACGGAUGACUCGAUUUUUCGUGGCAGCAAAAUGUGACGAAGCUCUCAAACGGUUGUCUACUGCCCUGGAGAAGUUGGGGUACAGCUGGAAAUCCAACGACGAAGGCGUCAUUACCAUUUCUACCAUCGAUCGGCGAAAGCUACAGCUGAUCUUCAAGGCUAACAUAAUUGAGAUGGAUGGUAAAAUUUUGUGUGAUUUCCGCCUAUCCAAGGGUUGUGGAUUGGAGUUCAAGCGACGUUUCAUUCGGAUCAAACAAAGUUUGGGGGACAUUGUGAUGAAAGGCCCGGUAACGUGGCCCAUCGCCAUUGCAACCAAUUCGGUGCCUUAGACGUCAUAGCGCUUUUCGAAAAGCCGCGCGGAGUUUAUUAUGAAACCGUUCCGAAGUGUUCUUGUUUUUGCUUUUUACCUAGUAGCUGCCGUCGGGUGAUAAGAAACUAAAGUGCGUUUUGGUGUUCACUCUACCCUUAACUAGAUUUUCGAAAAGUAGUAUACGGUUUUUCACAACAGUACCUAAUUAUGGAAAGGAAUUGACAAAUUCAGGGAAUCAUUUUGCCGUUAGAGCACACAGUCCUUUUCUAGAAUUUGUAAUCAAGCAGAAAUCUCACGGAGAAUGUUGACUUAUGAAAUGAAUUAUACGUUAGCCAUAAAUGAUAAUCGAUUUUCUAUUGAAA
This is a messenger RNA of Uranotaenia lowii, 3419 nucleotides long. RefSeq names its product serine/threonine-protein kinase grp (gene grp). Gene Ontology annotation, molecular function: tau-protein kinase activity; ATP binding; protein serine/threonine kinase activity. Gene Ontology annotation, cellular component: cytoplasm. Lineage: Eukaryota; Metazoa; Arthropoda; Insecta; Diptera; Culicidae. The transcript is spliced from 7 exons. The record is from RefSeq and is a predicted model, not a curated record. The coding region runs from base 1601 to 3076 and encodes 491 amino acids. Gene Ontology annotation, biological process: protein phosphorylation; DNA damage checkpoint signaling; microtubule cytoskeleton organization.